This is a messenger RNA of Sipha flava (yellow sugarcane aphid), 1156 nucleotides long. RefSeq names its product eukaryotic translation initiation factor 3 subunit I (gene eIF3i). NCBI's taxonomy places the organism in Eukaryota, Metazoa, Arthropoda, Insecta, Hemiptera, Aphididae. Bases 114 to 1091 code for a protein of 325 amino acids. The record is from RefSeq and is a predicted model, not a curated record. Gene Ontology annotation, biological process: cytoplasmic translational initiation. The transcript is spliced from 6 exons. Gene Ontology annotation, cellular component: eukaryotic translation initiation factor 3 complex, eIF3m; cytoplasm. Gene Ontology annotation, molecular function: RNA binding; protein binding; translation initiation factor activity.
GGCAUCACGUGAUACUCCGGUCCUUUACUUUUGGGUUUCCUUAGAGAAUAAUGUAUCUAAGCUUUUAAUUAUUAUUAUUUUUAAUAUUAGUAUUACAAUUUCAACAACUCACUAUGAAACCUUUAAUGUUGCAAGGGCACGAGCGUGCCAUCACUCAAAUUAAGUACAACAGAGAAGGUGAUUUAUUAUUCUCAUCCGCUAAGGACGUAACUCCAAACGUUUGGUACUCAUUAAAUGGAGAGCGCCUUGGUACGUACAAUGGUCACACUGGAGCUGUAUGGUGUAUUGAUGUCGAUUGGAAAACAACAAAGUUUUUGUCUGGAGCUGCUGACAACACUUUAAGACUUUGGGAUGUAGCUACUGGAGUGGAGAUUGGUAAUAUUAGUAGUAACUCAGCUGUACGUACAUGUUCAUUUAGUUACUCGGCUGAUCUUGCCAGCUAUUCAACAGAUCAAGCCAUGAAACAAGAGUGUGAAAUUUUUGUUGUUGAUGCUCGUGACGAUGAAUCUUUUAAAAGCAGUGCUCCUAUUUUAAAAAUGGCUGUACCAGAUUCCAAAGUAACUUCUUUAAUUUGGGGUACAUUGGAUCACACUAUUAUUACUGGUCAUGAAGAUGGUGCCAUUACUCAAUGGGAUUUGAGAACAGGAAAAAGUAUAGAAUCUGUUAAAGACCACCAAGGAUCAAUUAAUGAUAUGCAAAAGAACCGACAAGGUACUAUGUUUGUAACGGCAUCAAAGGACAAUACAGCUAAGUUGUUUGAUGUUGAUGAUUUAUCAGUGCACAAAGUUUAUGUAACUGAACGUCCUGUCAAUAGUGCUUCACUUUCUCCAAUAUAUGAUCAUGUGGUAUUGGGUGGUGGUCAAGAAGCCAUGGAUGUAACAACAACAGCAGCACAAGCAGGAAAGUUCGAUGCCAGAUUCUUCCAUGUUAUUUUUGAAGAAGAAUUUGCAAGAGUUAAAGGUCAUUUUGGUCCUAUUAAUUCUUUGGCAUUCCAUCCAGAUGGUGAAAGUUUCAGUACUGGCGGAGAGGAUGGUUUCAUUAGGGUACAAUCAUUUGAUCCAAGUUACAAAGAUUUUAGAUUUGAUUAUUGAUAAUUUGUUCUAUCAAUGUCAAUUAAAAAAAAAGAAAAAACAAAAAGAAUCUUAAAUAAAAAGAU